AGAAACGCAGUCAUAUGAUCGACACAAGCUCAACGGCAAUGCAAAACCUGGCAAGCCUGUAUUAUUAAAAUCUUUUCAGGGAGGACGUUUGGCGCCUGCGAUUGUAGCUUUUGUUUGGUGGAGUGGUGAAGGGUUGCAGUAAACCUGUGCGCUGUACAGUCCACCUUACCGUGCCAGGUUAAAUGAUGCAUUUGCCGCUGUUGUUAUGCGCCGUGUGCGCCGUGCUGGUGACCGGAGAACGCUACAAGCCCGAGUGGAAAAGCCUGGACGCCAGACCUCUGCCUAAAUGGUACGAUGAGGCCAAGUUCGGGCUGUUCGUCCACUGGGGGGUGUUUUCGGUGCCGGCUUUCGGCAGUGAGUGGUUCUGGUGGUACUGGCAGGGUGCUCUGGACCCCUCUUACAUCGCCUUCAUGCUGAGGAACUACCCUCCGGGCUUCACCUACGCCGAGUUCGCGCCGCAGUUUAACGCGCAGUUCUUCGACCCCGAUUUCUGGGCGGAAGUGUUCGAGGCUUCCGGGGCCAAAUACGUUGUUUUCACUACGAAACACCAUGAAGGCUUCACUAACUGGGGAUCGCCGACGUCAUGGAACUGGAACUCCGUUGAUAAUGGACCUCACAGGGACCUCGUCGGGGAGCUGGGGACUGCUAUUCGUAAAAGGUCGCUGCACUAUGGAUUGUACCACUCCCUGUAUGAAUGGUUCAAUCCCCUGUAUCUAAAAGACAAGCAGUCAGGCUUUAAGACGCAGGAAUUUGUAUAUAGCAAAGCCUUGCCAGAGCUCUUUGACCUUGUCAAGAGAUACAAGCCAGAGCUGAUCUGGUCAGAUGGGGAUUGGGAAGCCUCUGACACUUACUGGAACUCCACCGGAUUUUUAGCCUGGCUUUACAACGACAGUCCAGUGAAGGAUGUAAUUGUGGUGAAUGACAGAUGGGGGAACGGAACCUAUUGCAAACAUGGCGGUUACUACAACUGUGCUGAUAAGUUCACUCCAUCCACGAUGCCCAAUCACAAAUGGGAGAAAUGUAAUUCAAUAGACACCUUAUCCUGGGGUUAUCGCAGGAACAUGAGGCUCGUCGAUUUGAUGGAUUUGCCCACAAUUAUAAAGGAUCUUGUCUUCACUGUGGCAUACGGAGGAAACUACCUGCUGAACAUCGGACCUACGUCAGACGGCAUGAUCCCAGCCGUGUUUGAGGAGCGUCUCCGAAGUAUUGGCGCAUGGUUGAAGGUUAAUGGUGAGGCCAUAUAUGCCACCACGCCCUGGAGAGUUCAGGCUGAGAAUGCGACUGUUCCUGUCUGGUACACCUCCAAAGGCAAAACUGUCUAUGCAUUCUUUCACACCAAACCGAUGCAGUACUCAUUCGAGCUCUUCGCUCCUGUAACCUCAGACACCACCGUGGUGACACUAUUGGGAAGCUCUGAUCCUUUGAAAUGGGCUCCUCUGCAUUCAUCUGGACUGAUCCUGCUGCUGCCGGAUCUGCCGUACAAUGCCGCCGGGGCGUGGGCAUUCAAGCUGGAUGGAGUAGAAUAAUAGUUUUUUCUAAGGUGGUUUAUAUGAGGGGAGUUUCUACAUGAUUUUACACAAGGAUGCCUUAAUGGAGAAUCUUGCCUUAAUGUUUUUUUGCCUUAACUUUUUUUAUUGAUCACAAAAAAAUUGUUGUUUUUUUAAAUUCUAUUGAUGCACUGUAUACAAAUCACGGGAUUAUGAUAUUUGCUGAAUAAAAUAUUUUUGUUUAUUUGUGAA
Clarias gariepinus (North African catfish) is the source of this 1739-nucleotide messenger RNA. RefSeq names its product alpha-L-fucosidase 1, tandem duplicate 2 (gene fuca1.2). The record is from RefSeq and is a predicted model, not a curated record. The transcript is spliced from 8 exons. Gene Ontology annotation, cellular component: lysosome. The coding region runs from base 183 to 1526 and encodes 447 amino acids. Lineage: Eukaryota; Metazoa; Chordata; Actinopteri; Siluriformes; Clariidae. Gene Ontology annotation, biological process: glycoside catabolic process; fucose metabolic process. Gene Ontology annotation, molecular function: alpha-L-fucosidase activity.